UAUAUUCACCUUGGCCUUUUGCUUUGUUUACGCAAAAGAUUUUGUGAAAUUUUGAAUAAAUUGAUAAAUACAUUAGAAAAUGGCAUCAGCAUCUAGUUCCAGUGCUCGUCACCUAUUUGAUGAUUCUAAGAAACGUCUGUGCGCUCGAGUUGGUGUCAAUGUAAACAAUUUAGGCUCUGUAGCCAGGCAAGUGGUUCGAGGCUCCAAAACCAAUGAGAUUAUGCAUCAGACCCUGAAGAACUUUACCCAAGUGGACGUGGUAUCAGAUUACAGCAAUCAAAACCUGCAAAAGAUGACACUCAUCCUACAGCACGUCGGUUAUCAGUACGAUGUGAUGCAAGACAGCGUCAAUCAUUUGGAUUACCUCAAGGAGCAGGUGACGGCCAUGGAAAGAUGAUUGGAAGAGCAAAGGCCU
Drosophila hydei is the source of this 415-nucleotide messenger RNA. RefSeq lists its product as uncharacterized. The coding region runs from base 80 to 397 and encodes 105 amino acids. Lineage: Eukaryota; Metazoa; Arthropoda; Insecta; Diptera; Drosophilidae. The record is from RefSeq and is a predicted model, not a curated record. The transcript is spliced from 2 exons. Gene Ontology annotation, cellular component: BORC complex.